Molecule: messenger RNA, 819 nt
Organism: Xylona heveae TC161
Lineage: Eukaryota; Fungi; Ascomycota; Xylonomycetes; Xylonales; Xylonaceae
Exons: 1
Coding region: 143-736 (197 amino acids)
Source: RefSeq, a predicted model, not a curated record
UGCCAAUUUUUGGAAAUGUGCAAAAGAUGAUGACAAACGCUUGUUUAGAAAAGAACAAGUGCAGGACAGUAUUGUGAGGCUUUUCAAGUCUAGCAGUCGUUCUCGAGGCAGAAGGCAGUGCGUGUCAGAAACAGGCAGUUGAAUGAGGAGAGACAGGCUUCAUAUCCUUCGGGACCUCAUUGAUAGUGAUCAGGUCAGGCCUGCAGGCCUGCGCGGAUGCAGAAUGAAUACCAAACGGCCGGCAAUUUGGAAAGCUCAUUGGCGCAGCGUGGCGGAUGGGAUUGGUAACACGGCAUCGACAAGUACCCUCUUGCAUCGCAGCCUGUUGGCUGCCUGGCUGCAAAUACUCGACCCCCCAUCCGGAGGAUUUAAUCGCCACGCCGCAACGGUCUGCGGUGCUUAUCGGAGAACAUGGUUCUUUGUGAAGCUUGUUCGCUCUGAUGCCCCUGGUCCUGGCCCUUGUUCUGCUCAUACUUCUUGUCCCGAGCUUCAGAGCCUGAUCUGUGUGGCUUCGUGGCGAAAGCCCAAAUGCAGAGCACCAUACCUUUCAAUUUGCCGAUGGAAAGAUGCAGCGCCUAGUUCACCUUUCAAAACGAGCGUUGAGACGCAGCAAUCAACUUUGUCGCGCCCAUCGAACCAUUGUACACAUGCACAUGAGGAAUAUGCCAUGGAUUGUGCAGCAAAACACUGCAACCCAAAACGGAGCGAGGACCAAGGUAAACAGCGGCUAGCGUAGACCAGGCUGCAUCGCUGAUCCUGACCAUUUUUGUGCAGCGGCAUAAUACUCUUUCUCUCGUCAUCCAGCUGGGCAGGCAGCAU